Necator americanus (New World hookworm) is the source of this 216-nucleotide messenger RNA. RefSeq lists its product as uncharacterized. The coding region runs from base 1 to 216 and encodes 71 amino acids. The transcript has a single exon. The record is from RefSeq and is a predicted model, not a curated record. Lineage: Eukaryota; Metazoa; Nematoda; Chromadorea; Rhabditida; Ancylostomatidae.
AUGCAAGCCAGGAAGAAUGAGUACGACGUCAUAGGACUAACCGAGAUGAGACGAUGGCACCAUCUCAACGCCGUAUAUGAAACUGGAGAAGAACUGUUCUUAAGAACAUGCGACAGUAGAGGUGUUGGUGAAGUUGGUGUCCUCGUCAACACGAGUAUGGCAAUGAACAUCGACUCUUUCGAAAAACUAACGAACCGAAUCGGUAAGGACGAAUAA